Molecule: messenger RNA, 1161 nt
Organism: Aspergillus thermomutatus
Lineage: Eukaryota; Fungi; Ascomycota; Eurotiomycetes; Eurotiales; Aspergillaceae
Product: diacylglycerol/polyprenol kinase family protein
Exons: 1
Coding region: 1-1161 (386 amino acids)
Biological process (GO): phosphatidic acid biosynthetic process
Cellular component (GO): endoplasmic reticulum membrane
Molecular function (GO): ATP-dependent diacylglycerol kinase activity
Source: RefSeq, a predicted model, not a curated record
AUGCCCUCCUCCUCUACCGACGACGUCCCGGCGACUCCCCGAGUCAUAUCUCCUUCGCCUGUACCAUCGAGUAGGUCAAGCUCACGAGAUUAUUAUGCCGGUCCGACGACUCGGUCGGCAGCGCGACGCCAACGUCUGGUAGAUGUAUCCGAGGAGAGAAGCGAAGACGUGGAUACGGACUCGAGUCGGUCGCCGACCAGGUCUCGCAGCCCAGCUGCUCCUGCUCGUUCAACUCGCAAGCGGCGAUCCAAUCCCAUGAUACCAGCCAGGAAGCCGGAGCCUUUGAAAACCAACGGCCACGUAUCGCCCACCGACUUCCUUUCACCUAAUUCCGCCAAGGGCAAAGGCCGUUGGCACGACAUCUCUCGUUCACCAUCACCUCUGGGCUUGAUCCCACUCCACACUCGUUACCGCAGCUUCAUUCAUCGUCACGAAAUACCGCGCAAGCUUCUUCAUGUCUCCAUCGGCUUUCUCACCCUUCAUCUGUACAGCCGAGGCGUCCAGACUCUCCAAAUCACCCCAUGGCUGUUUUCCGCGCUCGUCCCCAUCGCCGCGACAGACAUUAUCCGCCAUCGCUCCGAGACCGUCAAUAAACUCUACAUUCGCUGCGUUGGCGCCCUCAUGCGGGAAACGGAAGUGUCGGGCUACAACGGCGUGAUCUGGUACCUGCUGGGCGCAUACACUGUUCUCCGUUUCUUCCCCAAGGACGUUGCAGUCAUGGGCGUCCUGCUCCUCAGCUGGUGCGACACCGCAGCCUCCACCUUCGGCCGUCUCUAUGGCCGUCGCACGUUCCAACUGCGCAAGGGCAAGAGCUUUGCUGGAACCCUGGCAGCCUGGGCCGUCGGCGUUGUCACCGCCGCUGCCUUCUGGGGCUGGUUCGUGCCCCACGUGGGACCCUUUCCCAACGAUCCCGAGGGCUCGUUCAUGUUCACCGGCCGUCUGAACCUACUCCCAGAUUCUAUCAAGGGUCUCCUUGGUUGGACCGCCGAUUCCUCGCGCGGGGUCAUCUCCGGCCCGCUGGCACUGGGUGUCAUGAGUGUUGUUUCCGGCAUUGUCGCCGCCGGAAGCGAGUUCGUGGACUUGUUCAGCUGGGACGAUAACUUCACUAUCCCGGUUCUUAGUGGAAUUGGGCUGUGGGGUUUCCUGAAAGUUUUCGGUUAG